Pyrgilauda ruficollis (rufous-necked snowfinch) is the source of this 442-nucleotide messenger RNA. Its product is annotated as UDP-N-acetylglucosamine/UDP-glucose/GDP-mannose transporter-like. Gene Ontology annotation, cellular component: Golgi apparatus. The record is from RefSeq and is a predicted model, not a curated record. The transcript has 5 exons. Gene Ontology annotation, molecular function: GDP-fucose transmembrane transporter activity; antiporter activity. The annotation marks the transcript as partial. NCBI's taxonomy places the organism in Eukaryota, Metazoa, Chordata, Aves, Passeriformes, Passeridae.
CCGGGGGGGGGCCCGAGGGGGCGGCCGAGGGGGGAGCCCCCGCCGGAGCCCCCGCGCCCGGCGAUGCGGAGCGGGGCAUGGCGGCCCCGCCGCUCUGCCUGCGCCUGCUGGCCGCCGCCUUCUACGGCCUCAGCUCCUUCCUCAUCGUCGUCGUCAACAAGAGCGUCCUCACCACCUACGGGUUCCCGUCCUCGCUGUGCGUGGGGCUGGGCCAGAUGGUGGCCACGGUGGCCGUGCUCUGGGCAGGGAAGGCGCUGCGGGUGGUCAAGUUCCCUGACCUGGACAGACACAUCCCCCGGCGGACAUUUCCUCUACCUCUCCUGUACUUCGGGAACCAGAUCACAGGACUGUUCAGCACAAAGAAACUGAACCUGCCCAUGUUCACGGUGCUGCGGAGGUUUUCCAUCCUGUUCACCAUGUUUGCCGAGGGAUUCUUGCUCAA